Phlebotomus argentipes is the source of this 7677-nucleotide messenger RNA. Its product is annotated as sodium/potassium/calcium exchanger Nckx30C. Gene Ontology annotation, biological process: calcium ion transmembrane transport; intracellular calcium ion homeostasis. NCBI's taxonomy places the organism in Eukaryota, Metazoa, Arthropoda, Insecta, Diptera, Psychodidae. Gene Ontology annotation, cellular component: membrane. The record is from RefSeq and is a predicted model, not a curated record. Gene Ontology annotation, molecular function: calcium, potassium:sodium antiporter activity; calcium channel activity. The transcript has 7 exons. Bases 16 to 1911 code for a protein of 631 amino acids.
AGUGGACUUUGUAGAAUGGGGCCCCCAAGAGACGCCCCAGAGGCUGGCCAGGCGGUCGAAAGGCCACGGACACUCGUGAUCAUUCUCCUCAGAGUCAUCUUGGGACUCGUGGCCGUCAGCCUGGUCCUGCCGUCGCAGACAGUCGCCGACCACCUCCACAGCCACCACCUGGAUUUCGACCCAGAAAACGCCACCGCAACCAUCAUUGUCAUCAACGGAUCCUCACCCAAUGGUACCAAUAAUGAAACGCACAAGGAUCCCCUGUUUCCUGAAGACCUCUUCACAUUGGAGCAACGUCGAAAUGGUGCUGUUAUCUUUCACAUAGUUGGUGUCAUCUACAUGUUUGUCGCUCUCGCGAUAGUCUGCGACGAGUUCUUUGUGCCUUCACUGGAUGUCAUCAUCGAAAAGCUGGGCAUCGCCGACGACGUGGCCGGCGCUACGUUCAUGGCGGCGGGAGGCAGUGCUCCUGAACUAUUCACCAGUGUCAUUGGUGUGUUUGUGUCGUUCGAUGAUGUGGGCAUCGGUACAAUUGUCGGUAGUGCGGUGUUCAACAUAUUAUUCGUAAUCGGCAUGUGUGCAUUAUUCUCAAAGACGAUACUCACCCUCACAUGGUGGCCCCUCUUCCGCGAUUGCACCUUCUACAGUACCAGUCUCAUCAUUCUCAUAUGGUUUUUUCGUGAUAACGUCAUCGAAUGGUGGGAAGCGCUCAUCCUGUUCCUGGUCUACGCCGCCUACGUGAGCUUCAUGAAGUGGAACCAGCAGGUGGAGCGGUGCGUGAAAAAGUUUAUCUACAAGAACAAGGUGACCAGAGUACGAAGCACUGAUCAACUAAUGCCUGCAAAUAAUCAGACAUUUGAACUGCAGGGCAAUGCGGCCAAUUCAUCUGAAACGUCAAUGGCAACCCAGCCUGGAGGUUCUGUAACUUCUAGGGCUGCGUCCGAAAGUCGAUCUGGGCCACCUGGAUCGAGUAGCGGAGCAACUGGCACCAGCGCUGGCACGAGUACAGUGACAGGCGCCAAAUUCCGCCACGGACUGUUGCAAUUGAUGAUACACACCAUUGAUCCACUUCAUGAUGGCAAAGUGGAUGAGAAAGCAACACAAUUGCAUGCCAUUGCCUCCCUUAAAGUGCUUCUGGACGCCACGAAACCACAAAGAGGAGCUGCCACCUCCACAGCCGCAAAUCACGUUAAGAUUAACCUAAAAGAAACGACAUUAGCUAGCGAUCGUCCUAAUGGAAAUAUAGAUACGCGACUCGAUUCGGGUUAUCUAUUACAACAGGGAAAUGAGAUUGAGGAGGAGCCAGAGGCGCUCAGUAUGUCGUGGCCUAGUACAGGGAAAAAGCGGAUAACAUAUUUGCUGGUGGCCCCUAUCGUCUUUCCACUGUGGCUCACACUCCCCGACACGAGAACACCGCGAGGGAAGAGGUUCUUCCCGGUGACCUUCAUCGGCUCAAUUCUCUGGAUUGCUGCCUACUCCUACCUCAUGGUAUGGUGGGCCAACAUCGCCGGAGACACUGCCCGCAUCCCACCCGAGGUGAUGGGACUGACCUUCCUAGCGGCUGGCACCUCAAUUCCGGAUCUCAUCACUUCAGUGAUUGUGGCCCGAAAGGGAUUCGGCGACAUGGCCGUCUCCAGCUCCGUCGGCAGCAACAUCUUCGACGUGACCGUCGGAUUGCCAGUUCCGUGGCUGCUGUACGCCAUAAUUUAUGGAGAGCCGGUCAAAGUGAAUUCGGUCGGAAUGGUUUGUUCAAUUACGAUUUUAUUUAUGAUGUUAUUAUUUGUCAUCCUGUCGAUUGCCUGCUUCCGCUGGCGAAUGAACAAGGGUCUCGGCCUAACCAUGUUCUUGCUGUACUUUGUCUUCGUCGCCGUGUCACUCAUGUUCGAGUAUGAUGUCAUUGAGUGCCCGUUCUAAGUUCCAGUCUCGCGUGCAUCUCUCAAGCAGCAUCCGAAAGAGAUUAAAGCGUACAAGAGUGGUAACUCACGUCUGCAGAAGAGUUAUACACGAAUCGAUGGGAAUACAAUAAAGCUGGGGAGCAUUCUCGGCAGAGAGCAUCGGUGAUUGCGAGAGAAUGACCCAGAAACAGUGAAUUCUUGCGUGAAAGUGUUACCAGCAGACUGCAUAGUGUGCUAUAGACGACAUUUUACACCCCAAGUCAGGCGAGGGAGAACAAAUUUCCGCGUAACAUAGCCGUAAAAGAAUCUAGACAAAUUGUUUUAUAAUGUCAUAAGUGGAGAAGGAGAAUGAACAUCACCACAUGAGUCCCACAUUCGAAGAAGCAAAACAAUUCCUACGAAGCUGAAUGCAUAACAUAUAAAAACGAAAUCCCCAUUGAGAAAUGGCCACCAGAUCAGCUUCAAAUUCUAUUCAAGUGUAUGCGAAAAAUAUUGAAAAUAUAACUGUCAAAAAAAUUGCUGCAGCAAGAAAAAAAAAACGUUUCUAUUCAAUAAAUGAAAUCAUACUUAGUGAAGGACAAAGAAUAUUUAUAUAAAGUCAUAUUGUCAACAUGGCAAAGAAAAAAACGUAGUCGAAUUAGCAAAGAUUUUCUUAUAUUAAAAAUAAAAGACAAAAAAGAAGUUAAAUUAUUGAAUUCCACCAUUCUUCGAAAUAUUCUUCCUCUUAUUCUCUAUAUAAUGAAAAAUAUUGCUAUAUUAUAUUAAAAGAAUUUUAAAAAUGAGAAAACUCAACCUUUUAAGAUGAAAAAAAAAUCUUAUUGAGAACACAAAUUGCGACACUAUAGCGGCACUUUACUUGUGAUUUACUAACUUGUCUCUAUUACAAAACAUAUUUCAUAAGCGAGUGAAUUGGUGUAGGAGCGAGAAUAGAGAAAUGAGAAUGUAUCAAUUUUGUAUAUCAUGAUUAAUAUUUCAGGAGCAGUAAAUGAGAAAAAUCCUCUAUUAUUCAUUUUAUUUCCACAUAUAUAAUACACUAUGCUUCAAUUUAUUAUUAUCCCCUUCAGAUAUUACUUGCAACUUACAACUGCCGAACAGUGAGCCGCAAAACUAAGCAUUACCCAAUUUGUGACAUAGAUAUGGGGAAAGAAACCAGAGAAAUAUUUGUGUUUCACAACACUCAAAAGCUCUUGCUUGGCGAAAAAUAAAUUCUGCAAUGACGUAAAUAAAAUUGAUAACGAAAGAAUUGAAGAAUAUAAUUUUUAAAUAUUUGCCUUACUUGUGCAAAAUUUUGCGGCCCACUGUAUCUCUUGAGAGCUGACAUAUCUUCUUCACUUCUGUCUACAUAUAUUUGCGCUCGGUGAAAAAUGAGAAAUGUACGUUUAUUGAAAAUUGGCGCCACAUGGAAAUGCUGCGAAAAGUUUUCCUGAUAAGCAAUGGCAUCUCCGUCGGCAUCUCUUAUCUGCCGCUACUCAAUUUGUCAUUGAUAAGCAGAAAGCGAGCGAGAAGAGCAAAUAGAUAUUAAAAAGUACAAAUAAAUUUUCCUUCAAUUUUAUUUACAGAUGCCAUUUUGCGCGUUUGAGAUGCGAAUCGAUUUAGUUUUCUCCAUUUGUGUUCAGUGGCACAUGAAAUACACUCCCGAUUGCUGCCUCAGAUGGGAGAAUUGAUUGGGUUUCCACUGGGAUGAUGAAUAAUUGGAAAAUUCUUUCUCAUUGAGCGGAUAAAAGUGCAACAAAAGACAUAUUGAAAUCCUUUCCAAUUAGAAUCCCUUCUUGAAAUCUCUGUACCUAUUUGCAUUUCUGCUAAAGACAUUUUGUCACUCACAACUGAAUUUCUCUCUUAUAUCUUUCAUUACAGUCGUGACUCGCUUGAGUCCAUAGAAAUUGAAUAUUAAAAUUACGUUAAUGGUUUGAGACAGAAAUUUUUCACGAUAUUUAUUAUUGGAUAAAAAGAUGAAAAGACAAAAAUAAAGAAUAAAAAUCCAAAGCAAUAAGCAAUAUUUGUAGAUGUUACUGAUUACAGAGAACAAGUUCGUAAUUUUUCAAAAUUCAUUUAAUUCAUAGUAAGGAUGCAAGUUUUCAAAUAACAAGUGAAAGAAAUUAAUUGCAUUGAAGUGUAAAUAUUGAAGAUUGUAUAGUUAAAUGUUUAACUUUGGUAUUAACAAAAAGAAAUAAUGAUGAGAAAUCUUGUAACCCCGAAGAUGAAAAUGUUUUAUGAUAAAUAUUAUAGAUGAGAGUGAGAAAGGAGAUUACUAUAUAUCGUUGCAGUCAUUUUUCCACAUUUUUGUCACCCAAAUUCACGCAUUGAUAAGUUUAUUCUCAAGUAAAGAAGAAGAAAUUCUCAGAAUUUUGCCACUGAUAUACAAAAGAUGGAAAAUAAUAUAGUUAACAAAAACAUGUCAUUCGUUACAUUGAAGUCAUUCGCGUUAUAUUUUAAAUUAUAUAUAGCGUUAUAUAUAAAUAUAUUGCAUUAAAUGGCAUAAAAAGAACUGUACUUGAAACAAAAUUGAAUGUAAGAUUAUUUGUAGAGCGACGAAGAAGAGUUGCAGAAAGACACAACUUAAAAGAUGACAUGGCAAGUCAAAAAGUCAGUAAAUCUUACUAUAGAGGAGUUUAAUAUUUGACAAACACAGAUAGUUACAGACAGAAAGAGAGAGAAAGAAAAACACAUCCUUUUUAUAUAAAUGAAUUAAUAAAAUAUAUAAAGGAUAGUUGUUAUACGCUUCUAGGAUGUAAGUUCAAUAUACACUCAUAUAAAUUACAUAAAAGGAACAACCAGAAGAGAUUUUGUUUAGAAAUUAUCUUUGCAAAAUAUAUUUUUCUAAAGCUUUUAGGCUCUUGUUUGGACUUUUGUUGCCAAUGAUAUGUGUAUUUACGAAACAAAUUGGAUUUCCAGAGGGCAAUUACAAUGUUUGUUGACAAAUUCGCAUUCAUUAUUAGAAAUAAAUGAAGUAUAACAGAACUUGAGGUCUUCCCACCCCAAAAAGAAACUUUCGUUCAGAGUUACAAUGAUUUUCGUGGUUAAUAGAACGGCUUCAGCCCUCAUAUAGAUAUGUAUGUAUAUUUUUCCUAUAUAACGAAGUUUCAAAAAAGAUAAUUCCACAAAUUAUGAAACGUCUCUCACAUAUACACGAUUCACUGAUACAAUGUUAUGAAAAAAAGGAGGAAGAAGAAAGUCCAUAAUAUAGGAAAACAUGUAAUUAAAUGAUAGGUGACAUUAUAUACAGAGAUGAGAAAUUGUAAAAUUCAAUAUAUAUGUAUUUAAAAAGAAGAUGAAAUAAAAAUAUAAAGAAUUACUUAUGUUGCUCUGCCUUAAAAGCCAUACACAAAAAAUUGUUGAAAUGAAGAAUUAAUUGACUAGAGAUGAUGGAAAAGUGGGAAAAUAUUGAGAGAUGAAGUAGUAAAAAGAAAGCUGGAACGUUUUAAAAGUGAGAAGAGAAGGGAAACAUAUGUAUGUUAUUUAAAUAUUAGAUGAGCAGAAUGGGAUGAAACUGUUUAUUUAAAAUAAAACGAUGAAUGAAGAAAUAGUGAAAUAGACAACUUGAAAAAUCCUUAUAUACAAGAUGAAAGAUUGUAUAUAUAUUAAAAAAAUUGUUAUGACCAAAAAGUGUAUAAAUUGAUUUUUUAUCAUAAUAAAUUGUAGCGAUGAGUAUUUAUUACCACGAUUUUGAAAUGAUAUGAGCAAAUGAGAACAUAGACGAAAGUUGUAACAUGAAAUAGUGGAAUAUUAUCAACACAAUAAGCAACAAGUUAGUCUAAUUUUUAGACGAUAUUUAACCAAAAUGGAAUGAGAAAACAAUUUUACCGAAAAAAAUCAUGAAAUUAUCUUCAAUUUUGCCAUUAUGAAAGUUUCAAAUGCAUUAAAUAUUAAAGGUGAAGAGAAAGACAAACCAAAACAGAGGAAAAUCAUGAUGAGAACAGUAGAAAACAACGAUUACUACAUUUAAAGAAAACAAAAGAGAGGGCAUACAAUUAAUAUGUGAAGGUAAGAAUUCUUCAUAUGAAAAAAAAAAAUUAUAUUGAAGAGAGAUGGAAAAAAAUAAUGUUAACUAGUUAUAUAGGUCAUUAAAUAGUAUGGUUAAAAAUGCGCGAAUUUGACUAGAGUGAUGGAAAAAUUGCUGGAAAAGAUUCACUAGAGAAGCAGAAAGGUGGAGGACAUUGUUUAAAAUAUUUUAAAAUGAAUCUGUCACAAGACAAAGAAGGAUAGGAAAUGCUUAAAGAUGUUCAUUUGAAUUUGAUCAAUUCAGUUAUGUUGCGAAAAACCCCUUUAUUUGUUGGUAUUUCUGCAUAAUUGACAAACAUUAGUUGAAAUCCUGGUUGAACAUCAGAAAAUAUAGGGACAAUUGCUGGGAAAGGGAAACGAGGUGUUUUGGAAGAAUUGUACAUAGAACAUCGUGGCAUUUUAUAAUUAUAAUAGAUAGUUCCUAUAAAUUAAUUGAGAAACUGAAAGAGAUUCUCAGACAAGAUUUUUACUGAUUUGCUCUCUUAAUCCCUCACUUCUGACAUGAAAAGAAACGUGUAAAGGAAUUUUUGAGAAAAAGACAUUUCUUCACCCUGUUAAAUGAUGCUCUGUGAUGAAUUUGAGAAAUAUUAUAUUAUUAAUUGUUGUAAACUCAAUUCUUACAAGUUUUCAAUUUACUGAUUUGUUCACCAUGUAAAUAAUUUCAAUUGGAGAGUUUGUGAUAUCGAAGUAAAAUGGAGAAAUAAUAUUUUAAAUGAAUAGUUAAAACAAUGAUUAUAGUUCAUGAAAGAGAAAUAAAGAAUUGAUAUUUAGUGAGAAUUGCCCAAAAAACAUUGUAAAAUGAUUAGUAAAGGAUUCUGUUAUCUUAAAAUCACUGUUAGUUGUGUAAAAAGAAAAAGAUUUUUUGAACUUUAAAAAAAGGUGAGUCCGAAAAUUUUCCAUUUCUCUGACAACUAACAAAUAUUGAAUACGCUUAGAAGAAGGAAUAUAUUUUGUUGGUGAAAACAGAUUCUCACGAUGAGGCAAAAAUUUAUUAUUAUUGAGAAAGAAGUCAUAAUAAAAACUGUCAAUUGCGAUCUUAUGAUUUAAUCCUCUCGCGAUAAAAACUGCAUUCUUGGCUUAUGAAAUUCCCUCGAUUUUUUUGAAUUCACUUUUAUAAACAUAUCGUCAAUUUUUCAAUGUGUGAAAAAUUCACAUAUCAGAAGAAAAUUAAUGGCAAGAAUUGUAACGUGUUUCAGCAUACAAAGUAUAGGAAAUGAAGGGAAGAGCGGAAUAUAAUCAAAUACCUAGCAAAAAGUGCGAAGACAAGACAGUCUAAAUGUUAAUAAUUUCACUAUAUGAUUGUUGAGAGGAAACGACGAGAGGAAACUUUUGCCCUUUCCUUAAUACUCUAAAGAAAAAUGGAAAACUCAAUUGUAAAUAAUUUAUCUGUACAAUAUUGUCACUAUCCUGUAAUGUUACUGAGAGAAGAGAGAUUAGAUUGAACAAUUUUCCUCGAGUUCUUUUAGGGAUAUAAUUGUGAGGUGAAUCCUCAGAAGUUUGCGCAUUAGAUCAAUUCUUGAGCUGAUUCCAGUUGUUUUCAUUUUAAUAGAAUUUGUUUUUGUCAAGCGUUUUGAUGUUUUUUCUCUCUCAAUUAGUUUUGAUGAUGUAGAGAACAAGACGUCGGCAUGUCCAAAAAUAGUUCAUUUUAAAAUAUUUUAUCAUGAAAAAUGAGAAGAAAAUACCUUAUAGAGUUACUAACGUUAAGGACAAGUAAAUACUACAUUAAAUGAAUUAACUGACAAAUAUAUAUGUAAAGAAUUAAUUUAUGCAGACAAUAUAAAACCAC